Messenger RNA from Sparassis crispa, 465 nucleotides. RefSeq names its product Probable prefoldin subunit. The transcript is spliced from 4 exons. Bases 1 to 465 code for a protein of 154 amino acids. The record is from RefSeq and is a predicted model, not a curated record. Gene Ontology annotation, biological process: protein folding; regulation of DNA-templated transcription. Gene Ontology annotation, cellular component: cytoplasm; prefoldin complex. Lineage: Eukaryota; Fungi; Basidiomycota; Agaricomycetes; Polyporales; Sparassidaceae.
AUGGCGUCUGCUCAGGCUCAACAGAUCAAUGUUGCGGAUUUGGAUUUACCUCAGCUGGCGGAGGUUCGGAAGCAACUUGAAGAGGAACUUAAUUUGCUCUCCAAUUCCUUCACGCAGCUGAGGCAGGCUCAGGCCAAAUUCAAGGCCUGUAUUGAGAACGUCCGUCAAGUGAGCCCCAAGAACAAGGACAAGACGGUGCUGGUACCAUUGACGAAUUCGCUUUAUGUCCCUGGCAAACUUUGCGACCUCGAGAACGUCAUUGUAGACAUCGGAACUGGUUACUAUGUGAAGAAGUCGCGUGCACAGGCUUGGAAGCACUAUGAAUCGAAGGUGAACUACAUCCAAACGAAUCUUGAGUCCCUGCAAGAAACAAUACAGAAGAAGCAGGACAACAUGAAUUUUUUGCUCAACAUCAUGCAAUCCAAACUGCAGGCACAAGCGUCGGGAAAGGACUCGUCGAAGUAA